This is a messenger RNA of Carya illinoinensis, 589 nucleotides long. Its product is annotated as eukaryotic translation initiation factor 5A-2-like. Bases 67 to 318 code for a protein of 83 amino acids. Gene Ontology annotation, biological process: positive regulation of translational elongation; positive regulation of translational termination. Lineage: Eukaryota; Viridiplantae; Streptophyta; Magnoliopsida; Fagales; Juglandaceae. Gene Ontology annotation, molecular function: RNA binding; translation elongation factor activity; ribosome binding. The record is from RefSeq and is a predicted model, not a curated record. The transcript has 3 exons.
AAAAAAAAAAAAAGUUAUGUCAAUGUAGGUCAAUGUAGGUGGACCUGCUCCAACAUCUUUUUGGGCAUGCCAAUAAUGCAGGUUCCUCAUGUUUCUCGCACUGAUGAUCAGUUGAUUGAUAUCUCUGAAGACGGUUUUGUGAGUCUUUUAAUGGAUAAUGGAGACACCAAGGAUGAUCUGAGGCUUCCCACUGAUGACAAUCUGCUCGGCAAGAUUAAAGAUGGGUUUGGUGAAGGAAAGGACCUCGUGCUGAGCGUUAUGUCUGCAAUGUGGGAGGAGCAGAUCUGUGCCCCUAAGGACAUUGGCCCAAAAAACUGAAUAUGAUGCUGUGGCAGUAGCUAUGGUUGAUGUCAAAAGAAGCCCUUGCUUUUAGAUCUGAGAGGGAAGCUAUCUACUGGUGUUACAAUAAGUCUCGAUUAGAUGCAAUCUAGUAUUGUAAAAAAAGAAACUUCAGCACUCAUCUGUGUGCUUAGAAUCCUAUCAGGCUUGUGAAUGGGGGGAAAUCGAAAUGUGGGGCUGCUUAUACCUCAGUGAAGGGAACUUAAGUUUACUGCAGGAUGGAAUUUAUAUAAAUAUAACUAUUCUGCCA